Messenger RNA from Gallus gallus (chicken), 2398 nucleotides. It is a transcript of the gene PLA2G3, whose product is annotated as phospholipase A2 group III. The transcript has 6 exons. NCBI's taxonomy places the organism in Eukaryota, Metazoa, Chordata, Aves, Galliformes, Phasianidae. Bases 1 to 1971 code for a protein of 656 amino acids. Gene Ontology annotation, biological process: phospholipid metabolic process; arachidonate secretion. Gene Ontology annotation, molecular function: A2-type glycerophospholipase activity. The record is from RefSeq and is a predicted model, not a curated record.
AUGCAUUGGGCGCGGAGAAGCGCCCGGCCCCGUGCCGGCCUUGGCCGCGGCCUUGGCCACGUCAGCGGAGCCGGGAGCCCGACGGAGCGACGCGUGGGGCCGCGGGGUGAAGGGCAGAGCGGUGGCGGCCGCGGUGCCGUUAUCUCCCAGACACAGCCGAACUCGGCGGUCCCCGGAGCGCUCGCGGUUGGCCGUGCCGCGGCGCGGGGCUGCGAGCACAGCCUGGGCACAGGUGCCGGGUGCACGUGGAGAGCUCAGGGGACACGCGGCUCCCCCCGGGCCUGUCGCGGGGCUGGGCCCCCCCACCCGCUCGGUGACCCCGCGGGCGCCGCGUGGCAGCCGCGGGACCUUCGUGACAUCGAGGGCGGCGCGGGGCCGCCGCGGCACUGCGGGUUCUGCCCCUCGUGUGCCACCGCGGAGCCCCGAUGUGGGGCGGCGAAGCCCCGCGCGGUGCCCCCCCCCCCCCCGCCUCCCGCAGUCCCGGCCCCGCGCGGGGCGCCGCGCUCACAGAGGUGCGCCACGCGGGAGGGCUCCCACGCUCCGGGCGGGGCGGGGCGGGGCCGGGCGCGGCGCGGACCAAUCAGCGCUCGGAGCGCCGGCGGCGGCGCGGGCUUAAAGGCGGCGGCGGCGGCGGGGGGCGCGCGCGGGAUGUGGGCGCGCGCGGUGUUGGCGGGAGCGGCGCUGCUGGCCGCGUGCGCGCGUGCCUGGCCCGGCGGAGCGGUGUGCGCGCAUCGGGUGGUGGCGGCGGGCGGCGCGCGCUACGCGGCCUUCCUGAGCGCGGGGCCGGGGCCGCCCGCGUUGGUGGAGGGCGCGUGGGGCGGGCGCGGAAAGCUGCGGGGCUGCUGGGCGCGGCGCGAUCCCCGCGUGCUCCGCGCUUUCCUCGCCGCCUGCGCGCGCCGCCCGUCCGCCGCUCCCGCGCCCGCGCUGCGCCGGGACGUGGCCGCGCUGUGGCGGCGGCGGGCGGCGUGCGCAGAGCCCGCACCGCACCGCGGGAGCCGGAGGCGGCGGAGGGGUUGGACGGUGCCGGGGACGCUGUGGUGCGGGGCCGGGGACUCGGCCGGGAACUCCUCCGAGCUGGGUACGGGUCUGUUCCGCGACCCCGACCGCUGCUGCCGGGAGCACGAUCGGUGCGGGGCGCAGAUCGCGGCGCUGCAGUUCAACUUCGGCAUCCGCAACUACCGCCCGCACACCGUCAGUCACUGCGACUGCGACGCCGCGUUCCGCCGCUGCCUGCGGGCCCUCAACGACACCAUCUCCGACCUCAUCGGAGUCACCUUCUUCGACCUCCUGGAGGUGCCGUGCUUCGUGCUGCGGCGCGCCGAGCAGUGCGUGCGCUGGCACUGGUGGGGCGGCUGCGAGCGGUACGCGGUGGUGCCGAUGGCCACGAUGGUGCGGCAGAGCCCCUACGGCACCGUGGCCCCUGCGGCCGUCGGGAGCUCUGCGUGCGGCGCGCAGCCCGGAGCCGUCGGAGCGGCGGAGCGGUGUGAGGCCGUCCCGGCGAGCGCCGCGGGCGGACGGAGGGGGCUGGGGAGGCUGUGCAGAGCCUACCGGCACUUGGAUCGCUGCGAGCACCGCAUCGCGCCCCGCGAGGCGAAGUACGGGCUGCGGAACGGCGGUGCGCGGACGCUCUUCCACUGCAACUGCACCCGCAGAAUGGUGCGGUCCCUGCGCAGGGCGAGGGGCCCCGGAGGCGUGGAGCCGCCGCUCCUGGCGGAGCGCAUCGCCGCGCGCUGCUUCGUGUUGGAACCGCAGCCCGAGUGCGGAACGGAGCGCCGGAGCGGCGGCUGUGUCACCGAAGCCCGGGCCGUGCUGAUACGCGCACGGCAUCUGAGGACCACUCUGCGGCGCCGCGGUGCUGAACGUCGGGAGUGGGACGCGCAGGAGAGCGGCGGUGACGCUCUGUACGAGCGAUGCCGGCGGGUGGCCCUGGAGCAGGGGAUGGGAGCCCCGCAGCACCCCGCGCCCCGCUGAGCCCCGGCGGCGGGGCUGUACCGUGCGUGGGGAGGAGCUGCGCUGCGGGGCGGAGCUGCUCAAUGUCGGGUCCUUGAGAGAAAGGAUGGCACCGAGAGUGGCUGCUGGCGUGACUGCGUGGGGCAGGAGAGGGGUGGAGGAGGCUCGGCUGCCACCUCCAGGAGCUGCGGCCGCCAUCAAAGCGAAGGGAAAGGAGCGGGGACAGGGAAAAGCGACCGCCUCCCGUCCCGUGGAGGAUGAUGAGGGCGUGGGAGCCCCGGGCAGGACGGUGCCAGGACCCCCACCCCAGGUUCUGGCCCUGCAGCGGGAGGGGUUGGGACGAGCCACGUCCCCCCCGAGCUCUGGAGGUGGGAGCACAGCGCCGUGCCUCGGGAGGGUCAGUGCCCGCGUGUGGCACGAGGCAAAUAAAGGGCAGCGUGACACGGUG